UUAAUUGUCAAUAAUUGCCGGAUAUGCAAUCGUUGCAAGCAGAGAGAGAAUGGAGAGAUGGUGCUUAAGAGAAAGCCUCACUAUUGGACUGGGACAUACUUACAAUUUAAAUGAAAGAGAAAUACUAACAAUAGGACGAAACGGUUCCUGUGACAUUGUAAUAAAUGAUCAUUCUGUUGAUGCGAAGCAUGCUGAUAUUAAAUGGGAUAAUGUGAGACGUCAGUUCAGUAUACAUGAUCUAAACACAGCCAAUGGAACAUACAUCAAUCAGUUUCCGUUAAGAGGAACUUCAAAAUUAUUAGAACAAAGAGACAGCAUAAAAUUUGGAUAUUGUACUGGUCAGGUAUUUAGAGUUGAUUUAACUUUAAAUAACCCAACACCUAGUGGAGUAAAAGAGGGCGGAGCUAAAGACAGUACAAAAGUGGUACCUCAAAUUAACUUAACCACACCUGUGGGAUCUUCAAGCCUCACCCCCUCACCACACUCCCUCCCUCCCCCUGUAUCCCCUCCAUUGGCUGAUACUAAACGCUCCAGCAUUGGAUCACCUCUCUAUGGGGUACCAGCCUGGUGGGGUGAGGGUGAUGAUACUAGUCAUAAUGACUCCAAGAAUCAUAAGGACACAAGAACUAAUCAAGUACUUGAAGACUCUCAGGACCCUCGGGACCCUCGGGUUUUUAAAGAUGAGCCUCAUAGUAAAGAGGAACCUAAGGAAUCUAAAGGAGAGUCUGCUAGUUUCACGAUUGAGUUUGAAUCACCAAAGAAGUUAAAACCUACUCCAAGGUCUCUGUCACUGACCAACAGAUCCAGACCUUUAUCCUUCUCUGGUGAUAUUGACCUCAGACGACAGACCCUGACCCCUCCCACAUCAAAGGAUAGGAAAGUACGAGCAUCAUCGUUAUCACCUAGUAGGGCUCCACUCCCUAGCAACAGCCCUAGCAACAAGAAAGGAGAGGAGAAUAAGGAGGUGACUAGCAGCAGACGAAUAAUGAGGAGUUCAACUCUCAUCGCAAGGACAAGGAACAAUCCUCCUACUACCACACCUAGUAACGGCCCUAGCAACAGCUCCUCCAUUAAAGCAAAGUUUGAGAGAGGGGGUGGCACAGUAAAGAUGGAGGGGAGGAGAGCAAUGAAAGAAGAAGGAUCAGCCAUUAGAGGGAGGUCUGCUUCAAUGAGAAUUACCAGCAGCAGACCACUUACAACUAAAACUGAUAAUAAGAAAGCUCCAGUAGAUGAGAAGAGUAAAGUUACCAGAAAGCAAUGGAAUGAAAAUAAAGAGAUACCCCAUCGGUUGUUAUUGUCAUCUAUUGAAGAAAGACUAAAAAUGCUAGCAUCAUUAACUGCAACAACAAGUUCAAAUAUAAAAAAGUUAACUGAUGUCCUCCAAGAAGGAGCAGCUGUUAGUUAUACUGACAUUAAGAUUACUCCAUUAAAGACAAUUCAACUACCACAAUGGAAAGUCUAUAGCUCUGAAUAUGACAAGAUUUGUCAAUACAUUGUGGAGAGUGAAGAAUCAUUAAAAGAAAUUAACAAGUCGUUGUGUGAGAUCGUGUCGAUAGAAGAUGACAUUGACACAGAAGCUGAUGAUGCUAGCAGUUCCAGUACCCCAUUGCUAGUUAUAACUAGUACUCCAUCAGAACCUGAUGUUAAAAUGGAGGGCAGAGAAGGUGAAGAGAAACAAUAUUCAACUGAAGUAUCUGCUCCAAGUGAAGCAAAUCUUUGAACAUACAUGCACAUUAUUAUGUGAUUUUAUAAUCAUUAUAAUCAAUUUUUCUUUUUAAUUGUCUUUUUUUAAUUUUAAAAACAUAUCAGUGUGCAUAAUGUUUUUAAAUUUAUUUAUUAAUUAAUUAAUAAUUAAUAAUAGUGAUCGGGUUGCAGUCAUUAUACU
Amphimedon queenslandica is the source of this 1885-nucleotide messenger RNA. RefSeq names its product centrosomal protein of 170 kDa protein B-like. The transcript is spliced from 11 exons. NCBI's taxonomy places the organism in Eukaryota, Metazoa, Porifera, Demospongiae, Haplosclerida, Niphatidae. The record is from RefSeq and is a predicted model, not a curated record. Bases 50 to 1720 code for a protein of 556 amino acids. Gene Ontology annotation, molecular function: protein binding.